AUGUCCAAAUCCACCAUAUCCACCUCCCCCUACGCGCGCAUCCGCCACCUAACUCCCAACCCCCGCCUGCACUUGCGCUUCCGCGCCCGCAGUCCCUCCCCCUCACCCACGCAGCCUCCACCCGCCUACCCACUGCCACCAACCCUGCGUCCGCGCUCCUUCUCCACCACAACCCAUCUCCGCAGUAACUGGGCGGGACGUCCCCCCAAGGAGAACGCAGGCACAGAUGAGCCGACCGAAAAACAUAAUGUGCAACAUGAUCAGUCGCAGACGAGCAAGAAGGAAAAAGCAAAGGGUACGAGUGAUAGUGCGGGGUUGAAUGGGGAGGCGGGGUUGGAGUCGAAGAAGGGGAAGGAGAAGGUUGAGGAGGAGUUUCCCGCGGCGGCGAAGUUGGGGCCCAUUAUUGGGAUGGAGGAUGAGAGGGGUGGGACUACUGGUAAGACUACUGGUGCUUCAGUCAUGAGUUGA
Molecule: messenger RNA, 468 nt
Organism: Sclerotinia borealis F-4128
Lineage: Eukaryota; Fungi; Ascomycota; Leotiomycetes; Helotiales; Sclerotiniaceae
Source: the annotation of a GenBank genome assembly